GUCAUUGAACCAUCGUCAGUGGUGUCAGAAGAAACCUUCAUCAAAUACCAAUAGUCCAAGUCGCAAGACUUCCCAAAGUCCUUUAUCAGGCAUGUUCUUUUACAAUCUUUAGAACACAUGUGCUGUUGUUCCCGUUAAGCUUGUGCGUAACAGAGUGUGGGAGUGACCGUGGCAAUUGUGUAUGCAGCGGAUUGGCAUUUUUGCACGUUCCGGCUUUAAAUAUAAAUUCCCUAUAUGAGAAUGAAUGGGGUUUUGGAAAAUCGGCCGUUAAAUAACUGCUGGAGAGACCCUGCAUUCGAUUAUGUUAAUUAAAAUACGUGUAUGUCGUCUCUCUCUAUUUAUAAAUCACAGACCCAUAAUAUCUGUAAAAUAUCUCUGUUGCUAUCCCUCUGCUACCGGCGAAAAAUAACAGAUUAGAAGGCCAGUCACUUUACCGAUCAGAGAUUGCAAGUGUUCUCACAACAACCACAAAGUUAUUAAGUCAUCUUAGUUAAACACAUCGAUUACCUAAGGAUUUGAUGGUCACAAUCUGGUGAAUAAAAUACAUUUGAUGUUUUUUGGCGCUAGAGUUGUAACGUUAGCAUAAGUUUCAUAAGAAACCAUUGGGUGUGAGUUCAGAGUUGUAUGUAACCCAUGGAUACCACUCGAGUCCAUUGUGUUGCCUGAGCCAAGUGACACGAUGUAGUACGUUCUUUUUCUGCUUUGUCAUACUGGUAGCACAUUUUUUUUACGAGACAAGACACAAGUUAGUUGCAAAAGACUACAUUUGAUCACUACAUUUUAACUCACCAAAUGGUUUGCCUAGGUUUUCUACUGGCGUUUUUUCGCUUACUCUUUAUUUUCUCAAAUUUUGCGAAAACCCAUUAAUUUGUCCAUAAUUGUAAUACUAAGAGUAUUAAAACGCUAACAAAAAUGCCACCCUUGACUCCCAUAAUCUAUCAGAUAAUUCCUAAUUAGGGGGCGAAUUUCCACUCACAAUUUCCUGUUUCUCAUUUUUAUAGAUUACGUUUUUUCCCUGGGAAUUUCAAUUCUGUUUUAGACAUAUUGCACCAUAGAAAUAACAACAGCACUGCUUUCAUUUUUUAAAGCUUUUUGUUAGGUUUAAAGACUUUAGUUUUUUUAGAUUUAGUGGUGCUGGUGGCAUCACUCAUUGUAAACCACUUUAUGGCAUGCGCUAGCUCACAAAGAUAAAGCAGAGACUAAUUAAUGUAUUAUAUAAUAAUAUUAAUAUUCUUUGCCUAUGGUGAUCACCAUUACAUUGCUAACUCUAGCUUCACUAGCCAGGUUAGCAUAAAUAAGGCUAGCUACUUUAUAUCUGUGUGGGCAAACUAUCUAUUGCUUUCGCCAUUGAAAUGCUACGCCGAUUAUCCACUAACUCCUAUGCUUUCAUUCAUAACUGGCCACUUGGGCCCAUCUAUGUAGUUUCCCGCACCAAACACUUCUAAUGCUGCCACCGGAGCGCAGGAGUUGAUGAAAAUGGUUGCAACCCGUCUGAGCUAGCAAACCAAUUACCUUUGCUGUAGGAAAAACCAAAACACAUUUGUUUUUCAUUUCAUUUAAUAUUUUAACCAUUUAGCUCCAUUCACUCCCAUCAUCUCCCGAACGCCCUCUAGGUGAAUCGCAGCCAAUUUUGGUACAAUGGCAUUAAUAGGAAGUGAACAUGCUCUCUGUAGACGGGCUGUGGUAGUAGCUAGUCUUUUCACACAACAAAUAGCCUGCUCACUUCAGGCCAUAUUUUUUCUCUGCAGAAGUAGAGAGGCAAUGGGAGGACUUCUCGCACAUCAGUGGAAGAUGUCAAUCCCUUAAGGGGAGAUUCUUCGACUUUUCUGUGAUGUCCUACAACAUCCUUUCACAAAAACUGUUACAAGACAACGCCCACCUGUACAAACAUUGUUCCUUGCCCAUCCUCGACUGGAAUUACCGGUAUACCAACAUAAUCAAAGAGAUACAACGGCACAAUUCUGAUAUUGUGUGUCUUCAAGAGGUACAAGAGGACCACUAUGAAACCCAGAUUAAACCCAGCCUGGAGUCUUUAGGAUACCACUGUGAGUAUAAGAAAAGGACGGGAAAGAAGCCAGAUGGCUGUGCUGUGGUCUUCAAACAAGAUUCCUUCUCUCUGGUGUCUUGCCACCCUGUGGAGUACUUCAAACCGGGCAUUCCCUUACUGGACCGGGAUAAUGUGGGUUUGGUGCUACUCCUGCAGCCCAAGGUAGAGAAGGGCAUCACUAAUCACCUCUGUGUGGCUAAUACACACCUUCUGUACAAUCCACGGCGUGGGGACAUCAAGUUGGCUCAACUUGGUCUGCUGCUGGCAGAGAUAAGUCAUGUAGCAAAGCAGUCAGAUGGAACCACUUGUCCUGUCAUUCUCUGUGGGGACUUCAACUCUGCGCCUUGGUCUCCUCUUUAUCACUUUAUCAGAGAGAGCAAGCUUGAGUAUCAUGGGAUUCCCAUGGGCAAGGUGUCUGGACAGGAUGACAUCCCUAAAGGCCAGCGCAUUCUUAGUGCGCCCCUCUGGCCCCAACAUCUGGGCAUUAGUCAGCAGUGCCAGUAUGAAGAUCCUACCUCAAACGGUGAUAUAAGGAAUUGUGAAGGUUCCAGAAUUAACGGCAGGCCUUGUAUUGAGCAUUGCUUGAAUCUCACCUCUGCCUACUCCCAUCAUUCUUCAAAAAGAGGACAACCAGAGAUCACAACCUGUCACUCAAAGAGGGCCAUGACUGUGGACUACAUAUUUUAUUCAGCAGCAUCAAGGGACACAUCCUUAAAGUCAGGUACACAGCCUCAAGAAUCCAAUGUCCUGUCUGGGGAAGGUCUGCACUUGCUGACCAGGCUUGCCUUAUUCGAUGAAACUGAUCUUCACGCAGUCAACGGGUUGCCCAAUGCAAACAACUCCUCAGACCACCUGCCUUUGCUGGCCUGUUUCAGACUGCACAAUCUUCAGACUGCAGCAACCUGAAACAACCUUAUUGCUAACAACAAAGGACCGCUGAGACCACCAGAUGCUCCCAAAGUGUAUUCUCCACACUAAGGCUUCUAUGAUUUGGUCCACACUCCUUGUAUCACCUGCACAACAUUAGCAGGUCCUUCAUGGAGCAUUGUAAAAUGGCUGGCUGCUUCAUUCAGUGUCAUGGAUGGCCACAUGUACCUACCUGCUCUUCUGUGGAUUCAUUCCCAAACCUGGACCUUUUAGACUUUUGUGAAAAUAUAUGGCAAUAGUACAACAAAAUGUUAACAGUAAAGACCGCUUCAAUCUUCCUGUUGGGACUUCCUGACAGCACUUGCUGGACAGGUUGAACCAUCCUCUGGGUGUAUUGUAUAACCCUUGCCUCAUACUAUCCAAUUAUGUUUGGAUGUAACUACAUGUACCCUUGCCUGGGAUUAAAAGUGUGAAUAUAUUCA
Messenger RNA from Clupea harengus (Atlantic herring), 3396 nucleotides. RefSeq names its product angel homolog 2 (Drosophila) (gene angel2). Gene Ontology annotation, molecular function: mRNA 3'-UTR binding; 3'-5'-RNA exonuclease activity. Gene Ontology annotation, biological process: 3'-UTR-mediated mRNA stabilization. NCBI's taxonomy places the organism in Eukaryota, Metazoa, Chordata, Actinopteri, Clupeiformes, Clupeidae. The record is from RefSeq and is a predicted model, not a curated record.